Messenger RNA from Oncorhynchus kisutch (coho salmon), 4987 nucleotides. RefSeq names its product serine/arginine repetitive matrix protein 2. The transcript has 8 exons. The coding region runs from base 235 to 4239 and encodes 1334 amino acids. Gene Ontology annotation, biological process: regulation of cell cycle; regulation of mRNA splicing, via spliceosome. Gene Ontology annotation, molecular function: RNA binding. NCBI's taxonomy places the organism in Eukaryota, Metazoa, Chordata, Actinopteri, Salmoniformes, Salmonidae. The record is from RefSeq and is a predicted model, not a curated record.
AGGACGGCAUUCUGGGAUUACUGGGUCUCCCCAAACUAUCAUGGCGUCCUGUGAAGAUGGCGACUACCAUUAAACAGGCGUUGCUGGAUUUCCUAACUAUUUAAAUUCAAGGAAUUGGAGACAUAGGUAAAAAAAAAUAACACAAAAAAAGAGUGAGAGACGAGGGCCAGGAGAACAGUGCUAGUGGCCAGAGGUUUUCAGGCCAUCACUCACCCCCCACACAGAGCUGAUAAAAUGGAGUGUGCAAUGGACACUCGGCAAGGUGGGGACGAGGCAGCAGAGUGUGAACACACUCUAGAGGAAACGUCUGCAAAAGAAGGAAGUGAGAUGCUGCACAAGAAGAACAAGAAGCACAAAAAACACAAGGGCAAAAAGAAGAAGAAGAAACGUGGCAAGGGAGAGCGGGAGACCAGCUCAGAGUCGGUCCCAGAGUCCGACGUAGAGAAGCCACCAGUCAGAACCAGAGCAGGUUUGAGGAGUGCUGGCCUUGUGGCUUCUGAUGCAGCAGCAGGCACAAAAGAUGAGGCAACAAAGGGCUUGAUCACAGCAGAUAAACCUGAGGUAUGUGAUGUUAAAGCCAGAAAACACAAAAGACAUUUUGGGAAAAAGAAGAAAAAGAGGAGGAGAAAAGGGGAAGAGAAGCAGGAGAAGAACUCACCUUUACACUCCCCAUCAGAGAGCGAAUCUAUGUCAGGGUCAGAUUCUGAGUCUGAGGAGAAGCCAGCUGGCACGGAUGUGCAAGCAGUUCCCAUCCUGUCUAAGGCCAGACAAGAGGAAAGGGUGUCCUCCCUACGCCUAACUCUCGGCCAAAAAGAGGGAUCUCUGAAAAUGUGUCAAACCUUGGAUGAGCAGUCUGCGGAUGCACGAGGAAAGACAGAAGAGAAGGCGCCCCCUGCUGACAGGGAGGAACAGACCGUCUCCGUCAUAAAGGCAGAAGAUUCACGGAGCAACAGGUGCUUCAGUCACUCCCAGGAGCUUCCGGACAUCAUCCCCAAGCAAGGCGGCCAGAGAGAGGAGACAAACGCAGGGCAGAGGUCAAAGGUGAAUAACCAUGCUCCCUCACGGUCAAGGUCACAGUCACUGACGGACACUAAAAGAGCCAGAUCGAGUGUUAGUCAUUCGACAAGCUCCAAGAGGUCCAGAUCAAGCCGCAGUCGUUCACAAAGCCCCAAGCAAUUGUCUGGUCUGCCUGUGUCUAGCAGGGGCAGGUCUCGAUCCUUCUCAAAGAGCAUGACUCCCAAGAGGAAGCAGUCCAAGUCCCUUAAAAGGACAGGACGUAAGUCCCAUUCUCUGACUCCUAAGAGAGGACGCAAGUCCCCCUCUCUGUCCCCCAGGAGAGGACGCAAGUCCCCUUCUCUGUCCCCCAGGAGAGGACGCAAGUCCCCUUCUCUGUCCCCCAGGAGAGGACGCAAGUCCCCUUCUCUGUCCCCCAGGAGAGGACGCAAGUCCCCUUCUCUGUCCCCCAGGAGAGGACGCAAGUCCCCUUCUCUGUCCCCCAGGAGAGGACGCAAGUCCCCUUCUCUGUCCCCCAGGAGAGGACGCAAGUCCCCUUCUCUGUCCCCCAGGAGAGGACGCAAGUCCCCUUCUCUGUCCCCCAGGAGAGGACGCAAGUCCCCUUCUCUGUCCCCCAGGAGAGGACGCAAGUCCCCUUCUCUGUCCCCCAGGAGAGGACGCAAGUCCCCUUCUCUGUCCCCCAGGAGAGGACGCAAGUCCCCUUCUCUGUCCCCCAGGAGAGGACGCAAGUCCCCUUCUCUGUCCCCCAGGAGGGGACGCAAGUCGUCUCCUCUUUCCCCCAGGAGGGGACGCAAGUCGUCUCCUCUGUCCCCCAGGAGGGGACGCAAGUCGUCUCCUCUGUCCCCCAGGAGGGGACGCAAGUCGUCUCCUCUGUCCCCCAGGAGGGGACGCAAGUCGUCUCCUCUGUCCCCCAGGAGGGGGCGCAAGUCUUCUCCUCUGUCCCCCAGGAGAGAACGCAAGUCCCCCAAGAGAGGACGCAAGUCCCCUUCUCUGUCCCCCAGGAGGGGACGCAAGUCGUCUCCUCUGUCCCCCAGGAGGGGACGCAAACUGUCUCCAAGACGAGGGCGGCGGUCUGAGUCCAGGCCUCGUGGUCGUGUCAGGAGGUCGAGGACCAGAACCCCUCGCCCUCGUCGUGGUAGACCCUCGAGGUCCCGCUCGCCUGUGAGGCUGACUCGCCGCUCACGUUCCAAAUCUAGACGGCUCCGUCAUUCCCGGUCCCUGAGAAGAGGCCGGCGCUCCAAAAGCAGCUCCCCGUCUCACAGGAAGAGGUCCCCCCCCAGGACACGACGGUCCCGGUCUCCGGUCAGGAAAGGCAAGCGUACUCGGUCCCGCUCUGUCGUGAUCCUGAAGAGGAACAGGAAAGGCUCACUGUCCAAAUCCCCAACAGGCAAGAACACCAAGUCCCGCUCCAGGAGCUGCAGGAAAUCCAGUUCACCAGUACAGAAAAUACUUUCUAGAUCACCAAAGCGGAGCAGGACAAAGUCCAGAUCCCCAAUACGCAGUAAACCAUCAAGAUCACCAUCCCCAUGUAACAGGUCCUGUACUCCUAAAUCCAAAUCGCUGAAAAGAAACAAGUGUUCACUGUCAAAAUCGCCCAAAAGAGACAUAUCGGAAUCUAGGUCUGUCUUAAGCGAUAGGCAAUCUGAGAGCGUAUCCCCAGAACGCUCAAGAUCCAGGUCUACUGACCUGAAGUCUCUGAAAUCAGUCAAACAUACUGCAGACAAGACUGUGAAUGACAAGCCUGCAGACACGCCUGUUGGGGAGGCUGUAGCAACAGCUGCAACAGGGCCCUGGAAGCCCCUCCCUUGGGCUGCACCCUCCAGUUCUAUCAUACAGGGCAAGCCAGUGGCUGGGCAGGGUGACGAGAGCAUUUCUGAGAUUCCAUCUGAAGACCACGACUCCGCAGCAGAAGAGCCAAAGGGAGCAAGAAGCCCAACAAGCUCCUCUGAAGAAGAGCCAGAUGAGCAUGCUAUCUCCAGGUCUGUGUCACCAGAGACCGUUUGUGCUGAUCGUCGCUACAGGGCAUCAUCUUCUAAAUCCUCCACCAAGAAGGCAUCAUCCUCGAAACAACGUCAGUCCUCAAAAUCAGCAUCACCUGCCAGAAAGUCCCACUCACCUGCCGGCAGAAAGACGUCCACCUCUCCCUCACGGAGGUGCUCCCGGUCUAAGUCUACCUCUCCCUCUCAGUCCAAGUCUACCUCCAGAAGGAGGCGUUCCAAGUCCCCAUCCAGGAAAAGGAAGUCUGUCUCCCCGCCUGCCAGACGGAAGAAGAGGUCCAAGUCCAGAAGUCCUGUCUGGCGCAGGAGAUCACGCUCUAAGUCACCGGCACGGCGCAGGAAGUCACAUUCCAGGACCAAGCACUCAAAGUCCCGCUCCCCGGCCAGAAGGAAGAGGUCCAAAUCCACAGACAGGCGCAAACGCCUCAAGUCUCGUUCUCCAGGCCGGAGGAGAAGGUCCGUGUCGCGACGGCGCCGGCCCAUCAUGCGAAAUCGCUCAUUUGACCGCCGCGACCGAUGGAAACGGGAACCAAGCCAUUCACCCAUCCUCAUCCUCCGCAAGCGCCGGUCCACAUCUCGAACCCGCCGCAGUGCCAGCAAGACCCCUCCUCGUCUCACUGAGCUGGACAAAGACCAGCUACUGGAGAUAGCGAAGGCCAAUGCAGCAGCCAUGUGUGCUAAAGCAGGUGUGCCCAUUCCAGAGAGUCUGAGACCCAAGGCCAUCCUCCAGCUUCCCCUGCCCAACCCAGCCCCAACCCCUCUGAAUCUGCCUCUUCCCCUGCCCUUGCCUCUCAACAUGCCCGGCAUGGGAAUGCCCAACAUGAACAUGCCCAACAUGAACAUGCCCAACAUGAACAUGCCCAACAUUAACAUGUCCAAUAUGGCCAUGAGUGCUGCCAUGGCCAGUAUGAAAGCUGCCACCAUGACUGCAGCCCUCACCAACAUGGCUCAGAUGUCAAACAUGCCCCAGAUGGCUCCCCUCCCCACCAUCACCAACAAGCCCCCUCCUAGCCAGGCUCCCCAAACAACCCUUCCCCCCCUCAACCUGGACCACAUAGAGGAGGUGAAGAGGAAGGUGACUCAGCAGGCCAACAUCUACAGCAUCAAGGAGCUCACUGAGAAAUGUAAGAUGAUAGCAGCAAGUAAAGAGGAGAUGGCCAUAGCGAAGCCGCAUGUGUCUGAUGACGAGGAUGAGGACAGGAAGCCCUGUGGCAAGAGCUUAAGUUAACUUUCUUUGGGGCGCAUCAGAGGUACUCCCCAUGGAUACCAUCACCAGGUGUCAAGGUUGUUGUGGUUAUAGAGCAGGAACCUCAUCAGAUACUGCCAGCCCUUGUUCUCUGGACAAUCAUUCCCUCCCAAACCCCUCCCAUCAGUACUCUAGCUGUCUGGGGAAGUGUUUGAAACGUCAGUGAUCCUGUGUCCCAUUGGACAGACUGGCCUGAGUGUUCUUGUGUGUCAUUGGAUGGAUUGCAGUGUGUACAGUGUGGUUAUCCCUAGCUUCUACACGUUGCUCAGACAGAGCUCUCUGGACAAUGACUGAAGCAAAAUGAUAUAGGAACAUAUUUUCAAUGUUUUGUCAACCCUUUCUAAUGUUAAACUUCUGUUCCUUUUUUAUUGUGUUCAGUAAUAAUAUUUCCACCUCAUUGUUCCUUUAGUGCCAUUUUAACCUGUAAUUAAGUGAACUGCUCGGUCUGCCCUCAGCACGCACGGGCACACAAAUACACACAUCAGUAAUAUGAUGGUCAGGUGUGCCUUUAGUGACGGGCAGACGACCAGGUCUCUCCGUUGAGAAGACAAACUUAUCAGGUCUUUGUAGGAUGCACUCUAAAUGUUUUCACUUCUCUACAUAUUAACUGAUGUAAUCUUUAGCUAUUUUAAUAACAAAUGCAUUUUAGGAUUUCCUUGAUCAGUAGUAGAAUAUUAUUUGGCUGACUUUGUACAUAAUAUGUUGAUUAUUAAAGGAAACCAGAAAAUCA